UUAUAUUUUUCUAUUGUUUAGAAAAUUGAAUUUAAAAUGGCUGACGGGGGAUGGAGUUCUAGACGUGGACCAGUGAAGGACGAAUCAAGUGAGAAAACAAAGCAUAGAGAAGUUAAAGGAAAAGAUAUUGCAACACAAAACCAUGAUAAACCAUUGGUUAGAAGAGAAAGAAUGAAAGCUAGUGAGGCUCGUAAUCCGGAGAAAAUAAACGGACAGAAUUUGAUGAAAACUAAAGAAAACAGCAACAAGGAUAAUCCUUGGUCCCAGUCUAGUGAUAGAAAAGAAGGAAUAUCGUUUGCCGAGAUGUUGAAGAGGAAUUAUCCAUCAAUUGAGAAACCGGUUUUAACUCCUGACAGUUCUAGGUCUAAACUAGCUACGGGAUCCAGGCCCAAGAGAUUGAACAAUGAUAGAUCAGUAAAUAAACCACGCAGUCACACCAACAGAAUAUCGGCAGAUUCCUUUGCACGAAUCGGACAGACUACGAAUGAUGAGAUGUAUGUGAUGGGGUCGGCGGAGAAUGAUGGGUCGGAGAGAGACCGCAGGGGCGGCGAUAAAACUCAGAAGCCUGCAGAGUUAGAGGUUGAGUUUGUAGCUGGUGCUCUGGAGCCAGAUGAUGUUCUUAUAGAGUUUGUAGAAUCUAAACCUGUAGACAGAACUCUUAAUAAAAUAUCAUUCCUCACAUACAGUGGAGCAGCUAAGAAGAAUGCUGCAACUUAUGUGAUGAGUGAACGUCCCUCUUCCUGGAGUAAAAUAGUCGGUAAGCGACAAGGAGACGAAAUAAAUAUCGUUUUUGGCCCAAAUUGGAAUCCUAUCCUUAAUCCUUCUCUUACUUUUCAAAAACUUUUGAUUUAUUUUCAACAAGGACCUGUAGUUUUGAAACAUCUAUAA
Molecule: messenger RNA, 888 nt
Organism: Eurytemora carolleeae
Lineage: Eukaryota; Metazoa; Arthropoda; Copepoda; Calanoida; Temoridae
Exons: 4
Coding region: 37-888 (283 amino acids)
Source: RefSeq, a predicted model, not a curated record